CCAAUCGGUAAGCUGGGUGGGCAGGCAAGAGAGCAAAUCGAUGGAGUUGGCAAAAAUCAAAAAUGGCGCCCAGCUCGAAAUCUGAAAAAGAUGACAAACAAAAACAACAGAAAAAACACAAAGAUCACGUCGUCAAACUCCUCGCGCGUGGACGGCUGAAUGGUCAAAUCUCUCAGCGGCUCUUUCGUAAACUCCCCCCGCGGGUCUGCGUCCCUCUGAAGAACAUAGUCAGCGAGGAGUUCCUCAGAGCAGGACACAUCUUCCUGGGCUUCACUAAGUGUGGCCGUUACGUUUUGUCCUACACCAGUGACUGUGGAGAAGAUGAUGACUUUUCCUUCUACACCUAUCAUCUGUACUGGUGGGAGUUUAACCUGCACAGCCGACUCAAACAGGUGCAUCAUGUGCGUCUGUUUGCCGGUGAAGACAUCUACAGCGACCUCUAUUUAACCGUGUGUGAGUGGCACAAUGAUCAUUCCAAGCUGGUUGUCUUCGGCUUCAACACGAGGAGCUCCAGUUCAGCUCUGAUGAACAUGAUGAUGAGUGAUGAGAACAACAGAGACAUUUACAUCACCAUCACCUCGAUGCCUCCAGAGAAACCUUGCAAACAGUGCUGCCCAACUUCCUCCAUAUCCACCAUACGCACAGGUGGUGAGUGUCUGCAGCACGGAUAUGUUUUAAAUGCCCGCUAUCAGGUGGUUUAUCCGUUCCCAACGUUCCAGCCGGCUUUGCAGCUGAAGAAAGAUCAGGUGAUUCUGCUGAACACCAGCUAUUCACUGGUUGCCUGCGCCAUCUCGCUCUGUUCAGGAGAUCCACAGCAGGAUAGUAAUCAGAUUCUUUACAAGAAGAGAGAACCUUUAUCAUCAUCUCCACCUGCCGUACCGGCAUCACCAUCAUCGUCCUCAUCGACCUCAUCUCAGGGUUCACCUGACCUCGGACACCAAAAGCCUCAUUUCACUCCGCUCUCCCCUGGCCCAUCGCAGGCGACUGUGCGGGCCAGAGAAUUCGUGGCUGACAUUUUCCGCCGAGCUCAAGCGGGACAGAAAACGACAGACCACGACAGGUGCAAACCCAAAGAGAAAGUAGAGACAGACGCCCACCGUUCCUCUGGAGAGGAACGAGACGCAGAGCUCCCCGGACCUUCUUCUUCCUUAAAACGUGGACGAAGUUUAGCCCCGCCCACCGAGCCAGAGGAAACGGCGUCGUGUAACACAGUCAUGUCUCCCGUGUCCAAUUCCUCUCUCUCCUCACUGUCUCCUCGCGCCCCUGAACCUUCAUCGUCCUCUUCCUCAGAGCCCGCUUACGUCAACUACACCACCCUCAGAUACAGACUGCAACAGCCAGGCGCUACACAGCAGCCAAACGGAGAAGAGGAUGAUAAAGUUCAGCUUCCCUUCACUGUGACCGAUCUAAAGGGACGAAACUUACAGCUGGUGACGGGGCAAUACAACGGCCAGUGUGUGUGUAUCGAGCAGCUGACGCUGGACUUUGAAUAUUUGAUUAAUGAGGUCAUCAGGAAUGAUGCCGAGUGGGGCGGUCAGUUUUGCUCCUUCAGUGAUUAUGAUGUUGUCAUCCUCGAGGUUUGUCCUGAGACAAACAAAGUGGUGAUAAACAUUGGCUUACUGUUGUUGGCCUUCUCCAACUGUGAAGAUGAGCACUGCAGACCGAAAUCAUUUCAUUCCAGUCUGCAGGUGAGUUGGGAUUUAAACACUGGAGCGUGUCGCACGGUCGGUGUUGGUGACCUGACAGAAGUCAAAGGUCAGACAAGUGGAAGCGUGUGGAGCUCAUAUAGGAAGUCCUGUGUGAAUACAGUCAUGAGGUGGCUCGUACCAGAGAGCAGCUCACGCUACAUCAACCGCAUGACCAAUGAGGCUCUGCACAAAGGUUCUUCUCUUCAGGUGUUAGCUGAUAAUGACAGAGGAACCUGGAUUGUUCUCUGAGAGAUACAACACACAUUAACUGACCCAUCAAUGCUGCUCUGCUUUGGGACCCAUGAAGAGAAAACUGAACAAAUGGUCUUAUAGACCUGCUACAGCUGUCGCUCACUCGGUAUCACCUAAGGGAACGUUCACAGAUCACACAAAAUUGUGCUCAGUUCACCACCUAAAUAUCCAUGACAGUGCUGGAUCCUGUGGAUCAUUCUCAAUGGGUACCUUUACUGUUGAAAAUCAAAUUUCCAUCCACAUACAAAACCGCUUUAAAGGGAUAAUUCACCCAAAAAUGCCUGUCAUCAUUCACUUAAUGUCAUGUUGUGUUUCUUUUUUCUGAUGAACAUAAAAGAAGAUCGUUAAUAAAUGACAGAAUUUUCAUUUUUGGGUGAACUAUCCCUUUAAUAUACAGAAACAUCUUUCCUUCUGAAAUCUGUCCGUUAAAUGUAAAAUCUUGGUUUUAAUGUUAACGUAACAUUUUUAGUUUUUAUGUUGUGUUUCUGUUUUAAAAUGCUCCAAAGUUGGGAUCUUUUGUCUUUUAAUUGAACAAAAUCGAUUACCUAAACAUAUUGUCUGCCAUAGCAGAUAGAGACCUUUCUUUGGGGCAGAAAGGAUUUGUUUAGUUUAUUUUAUGUUACAGUUGUUUACAACAUGUACAGGAAGAUAUCAGCCAAUCAGAAGCUGUAGCUCCUCUGUCUCUUUGUUUAAAUACUGGUCGUGGCCUCACAGCUGGACUGGAUGAGAAUGUUGUUUUUAUCCAACAUUAUUUUAUUUUUGAUAAAAUUAAAUCGUUCUUGAAUAACA
Molecule: messenger RNA, 2729 nt
Organism: Paramisgurnus dabryanus
Lineage: Eukaryota; Metazoa; Chordata; Actinopteri; Cypriniformes; Cobitidae
Gene: dcaf15
Product: DDB1 and CUL4 associated factor 15
Biological process (GO): protein ubiquitination
Cellular component (GO): Cul4-RING E3 ubiquitin ligase complex
Source: RefSeq, a predicted model, not a curated record